Rhipicephalus sanguineus (brown dog tick) is the source of this 1829-nucleotide messenger RNA. RefSeq lists its product as uncharacterized. The transcript has a single exon. The record is from RefSeq and is a predicted model, not a curated record. Lineage: Eukaryota; Metazoa; Arthropoda; Arachnida; Ixodida; Ixodidae. Gene Ontology annotation, molecular function: nucleic acid binding. The coding region runs from base 330 to 1613 and encodes 427 amino acids. Gene Ontology annotation, biological process: DNA integration.
CUGAAAAGGGCUAUAGCCAGCUAGAGAAGGAAGCGCUGGCGCUGGUAUUUGGUGUAAAAAAGUUUCAUUACUACCUGUAUGCAAGGCAUUUUGUUCUGCUCACGGACCACAAGCCAUUGGCUACAAUUUUUGGUCCUAAAACGGGCAUACCGCCAAUUGCCGCCGCACGACUACAACGAUGGGCAGUUGGUUUGUCCGCCCAUUCCUUUUCACUAAAGUCCCUGCCUUCUGCACAGAGCGUUGAUGCAGAUUGUUUAUCAAGGCUGCCAGUCACACAACCGACUGUCGAAGAUCAGGAGGAACCGUUUUAUGACCUUCGCUUUGACACUAUGCCGGUCAACAGCCAUGACAUAGCUCGCGAAACUUCACGUGAUGCUACAUUGCGUGCAGUGACGCAGUACAUUCUGUCAGGCUGGCCGCGCAGUGUCCCUGACGAGAUCAAGCCUUUUUUUCAUAGACGACUGGAACUGUCUAUACAUCGAGAAUGCAUUAUGCUUGGGAUGCGCGGACUCAUUCCCAAAAAAUCUCGCGCGUUCAUCUUAGACGAGUUGCACCAAGGUCAUCCAGGUGUUGUGCGCACCAAAGAACUAGCAAGGAGCUAUGUUUGGUGGCCUACUAUCGACAAUGAUAUUGAGCGGUUCACCUCAUCUUAUGUGACGUGCGGAUCCAAUCGCAAUUUGCCACCUAAAGCGCCUUUGCAUGCUUGGGCCCGGCCUACGCGCCCCUGGCAGCGACUGCAUGUUGACUUUGCCGGCCCACUAAGCGGAGUGAUGUACCUCGUAGUGGUGGAUGCUCAUUCAAAAUGGCCAGAAGUGUUUCCGAUGGGCACAACCACCAGUGAAGCAACCAUUUCAUGCUUACAUGAACUAUUUUGCAGAUUUGGAUUCCCCGAAACUUUGGUGUCGGACAACGGCACUCAGUUUACUUCUGCAGAUUUCCAGGAGUACCUGCAGCGAGUAGGAACGCGGCACGUGCGAACGGCUCCGUACCAUCCGAGCAGCAACGGUCUGGCAGAACGUUUUGUCCAGACGCUCAAGGCCGCACUUCGGAAGUCCAACCGCUCCACGUCGCCGUCGGAUAUCGCAGACUUUCUCCUGGCGUACCGCAACACUCCGCAAGCAACUACGGCAGAGGCACCCUCUGUUUUGCUGUUGAGGAGGCGCCUCAGAACAAGGCUGGACCACGUGAGGCCUUCUGUUGAAGACGCAGUCACCCACAAGCAGUUCCGGGAAGCCAGUCGUCAUAGAAGUCGCGAGAGCACGUUCCGCGAAGGUGACCUCGUGCGUGUUCGCAACUCUCGCCGUGGACCAAUGUGGUUCAGUGCUACCGUGUUUGCUCGCACCGGCCCAGUGUCCUAUCGUGUGAGUGUCGUGACUCCUCGUGGUGUGUGCGAGUGGGUGCGUCACCGGAAUCAUAUACUGCGUGCUCCGGACACAGACGACUUGGUGAUCACUGACCCAGACUUUCGCGCCGAGGCCCCCGUGACAGUGAGCACAAGCCCUACCGGCCCGUCCGAACUGGCAGAGCAGCCAUUGACUGCUAAUCAGGCCACCGAGCAAGGCCGCCGGUACUCGCAGCGUCAACGCCGAGCUCCCGACCGCUACGGCACCUAGACCCCGGGACUCUAAGCAAGUGGGGGGAGAUGAUAUGUCGUGCGCCUGCGCGAUAUGGCUUGGCCGCGUGUCUUGCGCCGAGGCUACGGAUUGUGUUAUCACACUCACUGUGCCUAAAAAGCGCCGGCAUUGGAGCUGGCGCGGGCAUUCCUUGUUGUAACGUUGUCACGUGCAGUUCGCCCGUCGUUUUAGUUGCUGGCAUAAUAAAGCCUCAGU